AUGGCUCUGCGCGAAACAUGGGGACGGAUACGGAGUAGUCGCAGUUGGCGGUCUUACGGCGAAUUCGGGUACUACAUGUUCUUUUUCGCAUCAUGGAUUCCUGUUGUAGUCAUGUUUAACAAUUUCGUGGGCGGAACGGUCCGGAUCAAUGGCCCCUCCAUGUACCCAUUCCUGAACUCGGACAAAGACUCAAGUCUGCGGAAGGACAUACUAUGGAAUUACAAGUUCAAACCACAAGAAGGUCUGGCCCGCGGAAUGAUCAUCACGUUUUGGAGUCCCAAUCACCCAGAGAAAGCUGCGGUCAAGAGAAUCAUUGGGCUCGAGGGAGAUAUUGUUCGAACUCGCGAGCCAUACCCGGCCCGCACAGUACAGGUGCCUGUCGGUCAUGUCUGGGUUGAGGGCGACGGGGCCGCGAGGGACAGUGUGGACAGCAACACAGACAAGACGCACGGGCCAUCAUCAACGUCAGGGCGCGUCGACUAUGUACCUAGGCUAGCAUCGCGCCUCCUGUCGGAUUUCAGUUCGGAGAAGCACUCCUUUAGAGAGAUAGACAUGACGCCAGACGACGAGCUGGAGGCACGCCCUCCCAUACUGCACUCCAUGCUCGCUGGAGGCUUGGGAGGCACAACCGGCGACAUGCUCAUGCACUCGCUAGAUACCGUAAAAACUCGACAGCAAGGCGACCCGCACUUCCCGCCGAGAUAUUCGUCCUUGGGCUCCUCGUACUACACAAUCUGGCGUCAAGAAGGCAUACGGCGCGGUCUUUAUGGGGGGUGGCUACCCGCCAUGUUGGGCUCUUUCCCCGGCACCGUCCUCUUCUUCGGCACAUACGAGAUGAGUAAGAGACUGUUCAUCGACAACGGCGUCAAUCCGCAUCUAGCAUAUUUGAGUGCGGGGUUUUUGGGCGACCUGGCUGCCUCCGUGGUUUAUGUGCCAUCGGAAGUGCUCAAAACCCGACUACAGCUUCAAGGGCGAUACAACAAUCCUUAUUUCCAGUCGGGCUACAACUAUCGAGGCGCAUUCGAUGCAGCGAGGACGAUAGUGCAUGUUGAAGGCCCCAUGGCUCUGUUUCACGGGUACAAAGCGACUUUAUACCGAGAUCUGCCCUUCUCCGCCUUACAAUUCAUGUUCUACGAGCAGUUUCAAAGCUGGGCGAAGCAGUACAAACAAAGCCGGGAGAUCGGCAUUGGGCUUGAGCUGCUCACCGGUGCUGCUGGAGGUGGCCUAGCUGGCGCUAUCACAUGUCCCCUGGACGUUGUAAAGACCCGUCUACAAACGCAAAUAGAAACACCGCCAACCGCCGUCAAGACCAAAGAGCGAAGCGCUGUUGAUGCCAAAGCAGGUGUCAAGGGUACGUUGACAAAGAAGCCCGGCGCACAAAGGCCCAUAUCCACUUCGUCUCCAUCAACACAUAUGCCCAGACCUGGUGCGAUAGUACUCGAUACUUCUUCCGUCUACCAAGGGCUGCGCUUGAUAUACAAGACAGAAGGUAUCGGAGGCUGGUUCAGAGGUGUCGGUCCACGCUUCGUGUGGACCAGUGUACAAAGCGGGUGCAUGCUGUUCUUAUAUCAAACCAUUUUACGAAAACUGGAGGUCUGGAUGCCUCUCGAGACCGAAACACAUUUGUGA
Molecule: messenger RNA, 1629 nt
Organism: Truncatella angustata
Lineage: Eukaryota; Fungi; Ascomycota; Sordariomycetes; Amphisphaeriales; Sporocadaceae
Product: mitochondrial carrier domain-containing protein
Exons: 5
Coding region: 1-1629 (542 amino acids)
Biological process (GO): magnesium ion export from mitochondrion
Cellular component (GO): membrane
Molecular function (GO): serine-type endopeptidase activity; magnesium ion transmembrane transporter activity
Source: RefSeq, a predicted model, not a curated record